UGCUGAAAGGUCGGGAAUAGUGGAAGAGAAUCCAGAGUUGAGCAGGAAGUUCCUAACAGUGGGAGUGCUGACUUAAAUCCUGUGUGUGAGAUUCACCACGGAAUAACAUGACGGAGGACCUGAAGUUCUCAGGAGAAAGAAAUGUUCGCAGCGUUGAACCCAACAGUCACCGUCUCCACGUGGGGGUGUUUCAAACGCACUGUGGAAAACCAGCAAACAACUUUUAACAUUCGAGCGUGCUGCUUGUGGAGGAUCAUCCAGGGCAUGGCUAUCUGCAGCACCAGAUGAGCCUGACUCGGGCCCACCUUAAGAUUGCAUCUCCCCAGCUGCGCUGCACAUGCCUCUGGUAUUGCUCACAAGGCGAGCCUGGGGCUCCAGAUAAUGGGACUUGGCCCCAAGCUCUACCUUGCAUGCUUGUUCCUGUCACUCUGGGAAAGCUAAGGCCGAACUGCAAUGCAGAGCGUGACCCUGAACAGACCCUUGGCAUGGCCCUGGAUGCUGACUAGAUAGGGAGAGGGGUUGGUUUUGCCUUUUUAAGAUUUGAAGCUGACUCGGGUUGGAAAUCUCCGUGUGCUGUGCACAUCUGACUCUUUAAGAGGCUUCGACUUUAAAAGGAGCCAGAGGAAGCUGCUGAUGUUCAACAGAAGUCACAGAGGCUGCGGCAGGAGCAGAACCUCAGACACAGCCCGAGUAGAAGGGGAUGCCGCUUUCAGGGCAGCGGCGUGAUUCUGACACACACCGCCACCGCUGCCCACUGACCAGCAGAUCCAAGAGGACGCUUCUACCCAGUACUGAGGACCGGAGGAUGAGUCUGUGGCUUCCAGGAGGACAGUUCACGCUGCUGCUGCUGCUGUUGCUGUCCGCCCUGCAGACACCCGCGGGGAGCACUGAGGCUGCUCUUAAGGUCGACCUUGACUUGACACCAGACUCCUUUGAUGAUCAAUACCAAGGCUGUAGCAAACAGGUCAUGGAGGAGCUAAGCCAAGGAGACUACUUCACAAAGGAAAUAGACACUCAUAGGUAUUACUCCAGAGCAUGGCAAAAAGCCCACUUAAUCUGGCUGAGCCAAGAGGGGACUGUCCCGGAGAGCAUGACCACUGCACAUGCUGUGGCCAUCUUGGUCUACACCUUGAAUCGCAAUGUGAGCUCUGACUUUGCUACAGCCAUGGCCAGGGCUGGGGGUUCUCCUGGGCAGUACACACAGUCAUUCCACUUCAAGUAUCUGCACUACUACCUCACCUCAGCCAUUCAGCUGCUGAGGAAAGAGAGGUCCACAGAGAACAGCAGCCUGUGCUAUGAGGUCCACCACGGGAUGAAGAACGUGAAAUUUGAAGUCAACGUUGGUGCCACCAUCCGAUUCGGCCAGUUCCUUUCCGCCUCCCUGCUGAGGGAGGAGACACAGGUGUCUGGAAACCAAACACUGUUUACUAUUGUGACGUGCCUGGGUGCCUCCGUGCAAGACUUCUCUCUCAGGAAGGAAGUCUUGAUACCCCCCUAUGAGUUAUUUGAAGUUGUAAGUAAGAGCCGCAGCCCCAAAGGAGAUCUGAUAAGCUUGCGGUCUGCUGGGAACCUGAGCACCUAUAAUUGCCAGCUGCUAAAAGCUUCCAGCAAGAAAUGCAGCCCUGAUCUAAUGGUUACUCUUUGCCUCCUUUUGGUCAGUGUUGUUAUCUCUUCCAAAACCAGAGAGUAAAGGAAUUCACUGGCUCCUUUUUAAAGAAACUUGAUUAUCAGAACUAUCAAGUUAUCAGAAUCUGAGGUCCACACUUCCCACCACAGCACAGAAGACACGGGAGACCGAAGUUGAUGGAAGAAAAGAAGUUUAUUCAAAAGUAGCCCUAGCUAAGGCAGAAGACGACUGUCUCAAAUCCCUACUAAAAGGGAUCUAUAUUGGUUACUUCCUUGUUGCUGUGACCAAAACCAAACAAAGGCAGAAGCUCCAAGUUGGGAAGGAAAGCUUUACUUAUAAACGUACAGAUCAUCAUGACCCAAAAGGCUUGGCACCAGGAGCACCAGGCACUACAGAUGGUUAAGUCGGGCAGGGUACCAAGCCUCAAGCCCCGCCCCCGCCCCGCCCCGCCCCGCCCCGGACCCAUGACUCACUUCCUCCAGCAAGGCUCCACCUCCUGAAGAUUCUAGAUCCAUGGUCAGGGGACAAAAGAGCUCAAACACAUAAGGAGCAUUAACAUUCAACCCACAAGAAGGUGUUAACGUUCAAGGCGCUCUAAGAAGAGAAGGGGGUCCUCCUCACAAAGGACCACUCUCCUGCUGCAGUUGCCUAAGGAGAACUAGAAAAGGCCUUUAUCACACUAUUGCUCAAGCGCGUGCUGUCCUCUUUGCCAGGCGCAUUCUGACCCAAUCAGGACACCACCUGUCUGUGAGAUGGCCAGAGAUCCAUGUGAGAGAGACGACCAUCCAGUUAUAGCCGAUAAGACACAACCAGGGUACGAUUUCAAGAUUAGUUUAGGAGCACAGCAGGCAGGAGUCGCUUUUUUGGGUGAUUAGCAGAAGCGGAAUACAUGUGCACUCGGAGUUGCCACAAAGAGAAGAAUCUGCCUCCCUGGGGCACUAAUUCAAGGGAGGCAGAGCUAAGAAAUAGGAAGAAUUAGGACAGGUGAGAGCGUGAGGUGAGUCUCUGGAGUCAAACUAUGUCUGAGGCAUACAUUAAGCUUCUUCAUUACAGGAAUCAAUAAACGCUGUCUUUGCUAACAUAA
Mesocricetus auratus (golden hamster) is the source of this 2711-nucleotide messenger RNA. It is a transcript of the gene Art4, whose product is annotated as ADP-ribosyltransferase 4 (inactive) (Dombrock blood group). Gene Ontology annotation, molecular function: NAD+ poly-ADP-ribosyltransferase activity; NAD+-protein-arginine ADP-ribosyltransferase activity. The transcript is spliced from 3 exons. The record is from RefSeq and is a predicted model, not a curated record. The coding region runs from base 701 to 1690 and encodes 329 amino acids. NCBI's taxonomy places the organism in Eukaryota, Metazoa, Chordata, Mammalia, Rodentia, Cricetidae.